AUGACUACAAAGAAACCAGCAAACUACAAAGGAAAGAUCUUAUUUCUUCAUGGAUACACUCAAUCAGCAUCAUUAUUCUAUGCUAAAACAUCAGCAUUAAGAAAGAAAUUAAUGAAACUUGGGUAUAAAUGCGUAUAUUUGAAUGGACCCUACGUUUUAACACCAGCAGAUUUACCAUCAACUGAUUCAUUAUCAAAAUUUGGAUCUUCUACAAAGACAGAUGAAAUGACUUACCGUGCUUGGUGGGUUAAAAAAGAUGCAACCAAUGAUAAUAUUGAUGUUGAUGACUCUAUUGAAACCAUUAAGAAAUAUAUCAACAACGGAGAGAUCAUUCCAGAUGAGGAUAUGAAAAUGGAACCAGAAACAGAGGAAGAAAGAAAAUUACCUAUUGUUGGAAUAAUUGGUUUUUCACAAGGUGCUGCAUUUGGAGGGUUGAUUGCUCAUAAGUUCCAUGAAUUAUUUGAAACUGAACCUUUGAAAUUUGUUGUUUUAUAUUCGGGAUUUAAAUUAGACACAUCUAAAAAGGCAGGAAACAAUAAAUACGAUUCUCAUUAUCCACAAACUGAAGAAGAAGUUGUCAAUAGCCAUUUUAAAUAUCUUCAUGUUUAUGGAGAAUUAGAUACAGUGGUGGAAGAAGCAAGAGCUUAUACAUUGUACGACUUGACUAAAUCAUCCUCAGAACUUUUGAAACAUCCAGGUGGUCAUUUCGUUCCUAAUUCUAAAUUAUACGUCGAUCAAGUUACAAAUUGGAUCCAAGUUAAUUUGGAAAAUAAAGAAGAGUCAAAGCCAAAGGCUGAAGAGAAAAAGGAUGAUAUAGAUUCUUUGUUGGAGAUGAUGGAUAAUUUUGGUAAAGCUUAA
Molecule: messenger RNA, 858 nt
Organism: Candida tropicalis MYA-3404
Lineage: Eukaryota; Fungi; Ascomycota; Pichiomycetes; Serinales; Debaryomycetaceae
Product: putative serine hydrolase
Exons: 1
Coding region: 1-858 (285 amino acids)
Cellular component (GO): cytoplasm; nucleus
Source: RefSeq, a predicted model, not a curated record